This is a messenger RNA of Salmo salar (Atlantic salmon), 1738 nucleotides long. RefSeq names its product protein rapunzel. The record is from RefSeq and is a predicted model, not a curated record. NCBI's taxonomy places the organism in Eukaryota, Metazoa, Chordata, Actinopteri, Salmoniformes, Salmonidae.
AUAGGCCUACCUACCAUGUACAUGCCCUUAUGUCAGUCAUCGGUCAAAAAGAGGGUGUCUUGUCCUGCUCCUGAAAUCUGUUCCUGCAUUCAUCCCAGUCACCAGAAACAGAACAUUGGGAAAGUAGGCUGGGCUUCUCAGACGGGGACUCUUGGAAAAUGGUCGCUUGGAAAUACUGACAGCUUGAAUAAAGAGAAGGAUAACAACAGCUUGACCUCAGAGUCACAGACGCUAACGUCGAUGGCUGAGGCUGGGCAAAUCAGAAAGACAGCGGUCAAGGUGUUGGGUUGCGUGGAGAAGGUCUCCUCCUUCGCCUCGUCCAUCGACCCCCUCUUCGGCAUCGUCUCCUCCUUGGUGGGGGUGGUGCGCACAGGCCUGGUGGGCGAGGAGGCGCACGCCCUGGACAAGGACUUCCAGGUGGUACACGGCAAGUUGCAGAGCAUCUCGGCGAAAAACCAUCAGUGCCUGCGGCAGAUCCGUGUAGACGAGGUCAAUGAGACGUUCGGCAAGUAUGAAGAGUACAUCAAGCACCAGUAUGCCGCCUUCAGCUCCAUGGUGACGAUGGUGAGGAAGGACCCAGAGGGAGCGCGGCGCCACAUGGCCAACUUCGAGCGGGCCUACGAGAGGGAUAAGAGUGACCUGAGCCUGGACGUGUACUACCGAGGCGUCAUGGGCACCGGGUCAGUGUUUGGAAGGCCCCUGCUAAAGGUGUACCUGGAGCACUGUGACGGAGACCGCAGGGUUAUGGAGCACCGGUGCUCUCACCUGGGCCACCUGUUCCACAUCGGCCUGAUCGCUCUCAUGGCCUACACAGCGGUGACGGAGGACGACGAGGAAGAGGUGCGGGAGAAGUGGGCCAAGCGCGUGGAGGACAUCCAAGCCAAGAUGCAGGAGGUUUUGAGCCAGUGCAAAGAGGAGGAGGAGAGGAGUCCGCCCUAAAGCUUGGGAAAGGGGAGAGGUGGAGGCCCUGUCCAGAAAUAACCCCUACUCCCAGUCCUGAAGUGCUACUGGGUGUGCAGUAUGUCCUGGGUGUUCCUGCCCUGCUCUAAUACAUCUGAUUCUACUAAUCAGCUGCUCAUCUUGAGCCUAAUUAGCUAAACCAGAUAUGUUAGAGCAGGGAUGGAAUAAAAGCCUGCAGACCCAGUGGUUAUCCAGGAGGAGGGAUGGCCACCCCUGCUCUAACCCCCUUGUUAGAACUGGAUAGGUACGCACAAAAUGGCUGUAGCUCCACCGUGCCCUCAGAGGCAUGGUGGACUUUUUGCAAAAUAUUUUGCUUAGACCUGUCCAAUUUAUUCCGAUCAACACAAGUGCCAAGGGGUCGGGGCUAAGGGUUGAUUGUCGACAGGGCCAGCGAUUGAAGGGAGCUUCGGUGGGUUAGAAGUGGAGUUUUGUGGUUUGGUGGUUAAAACUGUAUAGAAGUGGUUCCCAAUUUCUCAGUAACCAGACUCAUUUAAGUGGACCAAGUAAAACAAGGAAAUCAUAUAUUAUGUGUAUUAUUAAUAGAUGGAAAACCAAAUUCACAGUAAAAGCAAUCAAAAUAUGUUUUCUUUGUUUGUGCACAUAAACUGCAUGUUUAUUUUGGUUAACUGAACUCUGUUGUUGUGGUAAUUGUUCCUAGUUUGAAUUUGUGUUCAUACCGCUGCCUUAUAUUAGGCUACCUGCCAAUACUUGCUCUGGCUGUCUGGUAAUCUCUUAUACUCUGUCUUCAAUAAAGAAGUCUAAAUUAUGACCAAUAUUA